AUGAAAGAAGAUUUAGUUUUUAAUCUUGAUCAUGGUUAUGCCGAAGGUUUAUGUCGCGGGUUCCGAAGUGGAAUCUUAAAAUCAACUGAUUAUCACAACUUAGUGCAAUGCGAGACACUCGAAGAUUUGAGACUUCACCUUCAAUCAACUGACUAUGGCAAUUUCUUAUCGAAUGAGUCAAAUCCAUUAACGGUCAAUGUUAUCGAUGAUCGUCUACGUGAGAAAAUCGUUCAAGAGUUUCAGCAUUUGAGAAACAUAUCCUAUGAACCAUUGUCUACUUUUUUGGAUUACAUAACAUAUGCAUACAUGAUUGAUAAUAUCGUUCUUUUAAUCACCGGUACACUUCAUCAACGUGCAAUUGGGGAUCUUUUACCACGUUGUCAUCCAUUGGGAAGUUUCGAACAACUUGGAGCAAUAACAGUAGCAGAUACACCAGCUCAACUCUAUACAGCUGUAUUAGUUGAUACACCGUUAGCACCGUAUUUUAUUGAUUGUAUCUCUGAACAUGAUCUAGAUGAGCUGAAUGUGGAAAUCAUUCGAAGCACACUUUAUAAAGCGUAUCUUGAAGAUUUUUACAAUUUUUGCAAAAGCCUCGGUGGUGUAACCGCUGAAGUGAUGUGUGAAAUUCUCGCUUUUGAAGCUGAUCGUCGCGCAUUUAUGAUCACGAUCAAUUCAUUCGAUACCGGUUUGACACAAGAUGAUCGGGCUAAACUUUAUCCAACAUGUGGUCAUUUACAUCCUGAUGGCUUACAGGAAUUACGACGAACAGAUAAUUAUGAAGGCGUUCGAGAUGUUGCUUCUCGUUAUCCGCAAUACAAAGUUUUAUUUGAUGGUUCAGGUACGAACACCGGUGAUAAAACAAUUGAAGAUAGAUUUUUCGAGCAUGAGGUUAAAUUGAACAUGAAUGCAUUCCUUCGUCAAUUUCAUUUCGGAAUUUUCUAUGCGUAUUUGAAAUUAAAAGAACAAGAGAAUCGUAAUAUUAUUUGGAUUGCUGAAUGUAUCUCUCAGAAACAUCGCGCACGAAUUGACAACUACAUUCCAAUCUUUUAA
Molecule: messenger RNA, 1050 nt
Organism: Adineta ricciae
Lineage: Eukaryota; Metazoa; Rotifera; Eurotatoria; Adinetida; Adinetidae
Source: the annotation of a GenBank genome assembly